Molecule: messenger RNA, 744 nt
Organism: Racocetra persica
Lineage: Eukaryota; Fungi; Glomeromycota; Glomeromycetes; Diversisporales; Gigasporaceae
Source: the annotation of a GenBank genome assembly
AUGAGACAUUUCUUGUCUGAAUUCCCAGAAGAAUUGUUUGAAAUGACUAAGGAGGUUCAAAUUGUUCUCUUAGCUCUGAGUCAACGUGAAAAAUUACCUGUUGAUGAACAAUUAAAACAUGAUGAAUUGAUGGGUCAAGUUAUGACAUUCCUAAUAGGUGGACAUGAAACCACUAGUUUAGCGCUAUCUUUUACAUUAUAUUUCCUUGCAAAAUAUCCUGAUGUACAAGAUCGUCUUCGUAAAGAAUUGUUUGAUGCAUUUACUGAUCGUAAUUAUCAACCAACUCUUGAUGAAAUUGAACAGUUGAAAUAUUUAGAAUGUGUUUUAAAGGAAAUUUUAAGGAUCCAACCACCUGUACCAUUAAUCCGUCGUUGUGGAAUAAAAGAUGAAAUAAUGAAUGGAUACGUUAUUCCAAAGGGAAUUCCAUUAGUGAUUCCUAUCUACGCGAUCCAUCAUGAUCCCUUAAUUUGGGGUGAAGAUGCUGAAAAUUUUAAUCCAUCUCGGUGGCUUGAUCCGGAAAUUAAAGCAAAAAUAUCAACCAGCACAUAUUUACCUUUUAGUCAUGGUCCGAAAAAUUGUAUAGGAAUGAAAAUUGCUCAAUUUGAAUUUAAGUCUAUUUUAUCUAUACUUAUUAGAAAUUUUAAGUUUAAAAUAGUUGAAGGAUUCACCUUUAAAGUGAAAUCUGUAGGUUUCCCUAAUCCUAUUCCUGGAAUUGAUUUAUGGGUUUCAAAAAUUGAAGAUUAA